AUGGAAGACUCCAUCGAAGUGAUCAUGCAGGAAUAUGGGACGAUUCUCCCUUUGAGCAGACCUCAUCCUGUGUUGUCUGCUUGCACGGGUGCUCUGUUAACAGGCCUCUACGGAGUGUGGAGUCUCUUUACCAUGCCCGGCUUCCGCAAAAUCCCAUCCAAUCUGAAGGUGCCAUAUUUGCCCUCCAGUAAAGAGCAGACGCUAAACAUUAUGAAACUGCUUGAGGGCCGCACUGGUCGCUUAGCAGAUCUGGGAUCAGGAGAUGGGAGACUGGUGUUUGCUGCCUCGUCUGCUGGCUUUAAGUGUACAGGGUUCGAGAUUAACUCCGUUCUUGUCACAUAUGCCAGGUCAAAGGCCAGCUGGAACGCAGUGCCUUCUAGCCAGGCUGUCUUUGUUAAGAAAGACUUUUGGAGGAUUGAUUUAUCACAAUAUGACAAUGUGACGGCUUUUCUCGCUCCAGGAGCGAUGGAUGCACUUGGAGAGAAGCUGCUGAAAGAGCUCCCUGACAAUGCGCGUGUCAUAGCUUGCCGCUAUCCUUUCCCCUGCUGGCCUCACCAGUCGAGGCUUGGUUCAGGACUCAACCAGACGUGGGCUUACGACGUCGGUGCCGUGAGAUCCGGUCUCAGUCGGAGUGUCACCGUAGGUGACCAGCAGGAGUCACAGUGA
This is a messenger RNA of Nerophis lumbriciformis (worm pipefish), 666 nucleotides long. The record is from RefSeq and is a predicted model, not a curated record. Lineage: Eukaryota; Metazoa; Chordata; Actinopteri; Syngnathiformes; Syngnathidae.